This is a messenger RNA of Pseudomassariella vexata, 2786 nucleotides long. RefSeq lists its product as uncharacterized. NCBI's taxonomy places the organism in Eukaryota, Fungi, Ascomycota, Sordariomycetes, Amphisphaeriales, Pseudomassariaceae. The record is from RefSeq and is a predicted model, not a curated record. The transcript has 3 exons. The coding region runs from base 348 to 2453 and encodes 701 amino acids. Gene Ontology annotation, molecular function: nucleic acid binding.
GUUUGAUAUUCCGAAUCCUGUAUCGUCGGGUGCAAACAGUUUGACCAAGUUGGAAAUAGCCUGUGUAUAGAAUCACUAUUCCUGCUUUAACAUCCUGACUCGUCAGAGAGAGUUUGGCGGAUUCAUCUGCCCUCAUUGAAUAAGCCACAAUCACCACGUCGUCAUCAACCUGCAUUGGCUUUUUCACUCUUUUUCAGGGCAUAUUCAACCACAUGAGUCUACUUACAACUACAUUCAUCUCUACCUCGAGUUACCUCAGGUCGCCCUGAGUCCUUCUUUUCCGUUUAAGUCAAUAAUUAUCCCUCAAACUCACCUUCACCUCGACCAUUACUACCGCAUCAUCCAAAAUGGCGCGAAAUCGCAAUAAUCCAAAAGGAAAACGUUCGAAGGGGCCCAUUUCACAACCUCUACCGUCAUGCCACGGUGCUUCCCAGCAGGUACAGCGGCCUGUAGCUCCCUGGCUAGACGGACCCAACCAGAAUGCUUCAUCGGCAUCGCCCUCCAGAGCAGGUCGUCGUGGUCACACUCUUGCCGACGAGGUUAGAAACACGGCACAGAGACCGCGUGGCCUCUUCGGGCAAGAUUCGAAGCUGAGACGUCAGCCAGUCAAAUUUGUCAGUGCAGGCUUCAUGGACCCUUUGAAGGACCUCGAAAAAGACCUCGAAGCCCAGCACAAAGAAGCGAACCAAAUUCCGCAGGAGCAACAGGUUGUGACGAAACUAGCAGUAUCUGAAACCACGAGUGUUAGCUCCAGCGUCGAAAAGGACCCCGUUGACCAAAUCCCCAUCCACUCCAAGGAUGUUGAGCCCGUGGAAACCACCAUGACGCCCAAAGAUGCUCGCGGCCCGUCCCCAUCUCAGCUCUUUACUGUAGAUACUGAGGGUGACAAAGGACUAUGUGCAAAGAAACAACCGGCUGUUGUCAUACCGGAUGAUCAUAACGAGGGUCCUGACACGGAUUCCAGUGAAGACGUCAUCCUUUUCAAAGGCCGCGGUGCAGCUCGAGGAAAGGCUGCGACGAACUUGGCUGGUUUUAAUACACCCAAGAAAAGUCUCGACUCAAUGAAACUUAACCAGUUGGAUGUAGAGAUCAAAGUCGUAGAGAAGACGAUUCAGCUUGAGGAACCUUCUAACUCGGGGCCCUCACAGCUGGACAAGGUCCGUCCCGAAGAGAACAAGCUGCAGUCAAAAUCUCAAAAACGCCGAAGAAAUACUCAGUCAGAAGAGGAGGCGGCCAUUAUUGCUGAUUAUAUAGCCAACAUGGACAAUGAAGGUGAAGAGGAGGGGCAUCCGGGGCUUGGCUCGCAUGCUUUCCACAUGCUCAGAGAUCUCGGAGGCACCGAUAGCGACGCAGUUCCCGAGGUUGGAUCUGAAGAUGAUGCCAGUGAAGAUAAGUCUAGCGGCGACGAAGAUUCUGUCGGUAUACAUCGCAAGGCCGAGCUUGCUGAUGAGAGAAUGGCCCGGAUUCUGGCCAAUCAAGAGGAGCUAGGCCUCGAUGCUGAUGAUAUCAUGCUCUACGAUGGUGCAGAUGACGAAGGCGACGAUGGAGAAGGCGGAUGGCAGAUUGCCCCGAAGCUCAGCCCUCGUCGUAAGAAGAAGGGUGCAUCAUUUAAGGCUAAGAUCAUCCAGAAGAAGGGGCAAUACCCCAGUGCAACGCAGUUGGCAAACGCAAUCGACGGAGAAUUGGACCUUAUGGAUUGGAAUCGCCCGGCUCUCAACAACUUCUCUACUAAGAAACGGAAGUCCAGUCCUCCGGAAGUAUCAGACUCGGAGCUGGAGGAAGCGAUGAAUUUGGCUUGGCAGAGGGACCGUCUUACGAAGGCGGAAAAGAAGAAGCAGCGAGAGGCUCUCCGUGCCCAAGGAUUACUCGGUAAGAACGUCGAUCCUGAUGAUCUUCGAAUCAAGUAUUCUGCGGGCAUGAGGACCGAUGACCUCACCUACGAGUUGGAGCAGUUUCUUCUAGGCGAUAAGGAGCAGCUUAUCCUUCCACCGCUCGAAAAGGCGGCCCGUCGCCUCAUCCACAUGGCCUGCCAGCGACUUGGCAUUAAGACGCAGUCAGCUGGCAAAGGAAACAGUCGUUAUCCCAUCCUGUAUCGUACCAAGGCAACUAUCCAGUACGACGACCAAGCCGUCAGAUCAGCAACCAGACGCUUUCUCAACCAGUCGUACUAUGCCCGCGCUGAUGCGGAUGCGGAAGCUAUUAAGGAACACAAGUCGAGAUCGCGCAAAGAGACCACCACAAUGGAUCGCGGCCGCAACGCUAUCAGCUACCGCGAAGGCGAAGUGGUUGGUCAACAUGCAGCUGAGCUAGGUACAGGGAACAAGGGCAGGCUACUACUGGAGAAGAUGGGCUGGUCUAAGGGAAUGACCCUCGGGACCGGCGAAAACAAGGGCAUUAUGGUGCCUGUCAUGCACGUGGUGAAGAAGACCAAAGCCGGCUUGGGCGAUACCUAGGUUCAUGCCCAAGAUCAGCAUCAAGGUUAUCAUCAGAACAGGCCUAACAACGAAAAUAGAAGGUCGUGUCCACAUUCCAGAAUUGGGCUGGGUCGUCAACGAAUGGAUAGGGGGAGGCUAUCCCAAGCAUCAGAAUUAGAACAAGGCCAGGCAGCUUGACUUCCAAGCAAAAAGGAGUGGAGUUUCUCAACUCGGAGUUGUGCUAGACUUGGCGACGUCAACGGUUCUAUUUCAUACAACAAUACUCAUAUGGCAGAUGACACCUGCACAGAUAGCAGAAUCAAGCUUCGCAAAAAGUCGAACGGAGCUAUGGUUGAAUUACAAUUUUAUAAA